Molecule: messenger RNA, 4073 nt
Organism: Dermacentor silvarum
Lineage: Eukaryota; Metazoa; Arthropoda; Arachnida; Ixodida; Ixodidae
Product: RNA-directed DNA polymerase from mobile element jockey
Exons: 1
Coding region: 554-4045 (1163 amino acids)
Molecular function (GO): RNA-DNA hybrid ribonuclease activity; nucleic acid binding
Source: RefSeq, a predicted model, not a curated record
UCAAGCCUACUGCCUACACAUGCCCAGUGGGGGGGCCAGCACCCGCGUCUGACCCAGGUGUCACCAACCCCUGUGAUUCAACCAGCACCGAGUGCACAACCGAAGCCUGCGGAAUACCACACGCCUGCUCCGGUGAAGCAAGAUUCACCCCUGCAGAAACCUGUACACCAGGUAAGGUCGCCGACGACUCCCGCACCCGCACCCACAACCUCCCCCUCUCCCUGCCGCGUUGAACAGCUGGAGCUGGGGCUGACGGAGCUUACCUCUCGCGUAACCGCACUGACAUCCCUCGUUGAGAUGCAACAAAAACGUAUCGAGGCACAAGACCAACGUAUUUCCAACCUCGAGACGCUCAUUUCAAACCUCACACAGUCCCUUGACAAUCUGAACUCCACCAUAAACAAAGCAUUUAAUGACGCCCCAGGCCCUAUGGAAGACAAGAACCACCCCUUCAAGCGCACCCACCCCAUACCCGCUGCGUCAGUAGGCCUAGCCCCCAAAAUUAAGCCCGCCACCCUUCUCGCUCCACCCAACCCUUCCAAUAACAAGCAUCAUGGCGAUCACAAUAAUUCAGUGGAACUGCCGUAGCCUCUCCACAAACCGCACCCCCUUACAGCAAUGGCUCCUUACGCAAACCACACUACCUCACUUUAUCCUACUACAAGAAACAAGGCAUACCAAAAACAUCCCAGGCUACCGAGCUCUGCACGCCGACCCCGCCGCGCCGCUGUCUUCCAUUUAUAUUCGCCGGGAUAUCGCUUAUGAAGUGGAAGAUGUUCCAUCCACGUUACUUCCAUAUGUAACAGCCAUUUCGUAUUACCCAGACCCCCCGAACCCACCUCUCACACUUGUGAACGUCUAUAAUCCCCCAAAUUCUACCACAAUUCUCUCUCCUCUCUUUCAUUUUCUUCGAUCCUUUCGAAAACACCGUGACAUUAUUCUUGGCGGAGACUUCAAUGCCCCAAAUACCAUCUGGGGUUACCCAAACACUCUGCGCCCUGGCCGCCUUCUUCACGCACACACUAUGCAGCACUCAUAUACACUCAUCAAUACACCAGACACACCCACACGAGACGGAAACGCAAAACAACGUCAUACAACGCCUGACCUCACCUUUCACCAUGGCCACAAUCCUCCAGAGACUUGGCAAGUCCUUCCGGACACCCUCCUAUCCGACCAUCACAUAAUUGAAAUUAAACUGACACUCACUCACAAACCCAAAAAACGCAUCACCCAGACCAACUGGCACCUCUUUCGUCGCCUGCGAGUCCAGGAGUCAACUCCCAACUAUGAUGUGUGGGUGGACUCGCUACGGCGAACGCGGUCGCAGACCACCACCACUACAGAAGCUAACCCCCCGUCGGACCACGCUGACCCACACCUCAUGCGUCUCUGGAGACGCCGUAAACGCCUCCUUAGUCGCAUCCGCACCCAACCUAACAACAUCCAGCUUAGACAUACAUUAGACAUACUCAACACUGACAUACUAACUCACUGCUCCAUCCUUGAGACAACAAAUUGGAAUCGCAUAUGCGAUUCUAUCAACUCUUCCCUCCAGACUAAAUCAGCCUGGUUGAUCCUCCGGUCCCUCCUUGGCCCUCAACCUGCUCCUCUCCCCACAAUCCAAAAGCAUCUCUCCGAGCAUGGUGCUACUUCCCUCCUUCAACAGGUCACGGAUAUAUACAUCCCUCCUCCACUUCCUUCCCUGUACCCUGAGUACACAGGGCCUUCCAAUAGCGGUUUGGACAGCCCCUUCACUCUGCCGGACCUAGAACGAGCUUUGGCUCAAAACAAAACUGGUACCACUCCGGGUGCGGACCACAUCACUUACUCUCUGUUGAAGAACAUGCCUGAUUCGGAUAAAGAAUUUCUUUUAAACAAAAUAAAUGAACACUGGGCCAACGGCACUCUUCCCGAUGAAUGGACCUCUUCCAUCAUUACUCUAAUACCAAAGCCCGGCAAGCCCGCCACACUCUCCAACCUGCGAUCCAUUUCACUUACUUCCUGUGUCGGGAAAACCAUGGAACGCAUGGUACUCGCACGUCUUACGGAUCUUCUCGACGAUACUCACUUCCUUCCGCACAAUCAGAUUGGUUUCCGCCCCCACAUGUCUACUCAAGACCUCUUUCUCCUUCUCCAGGAAACUUUCUUUCAACCUUCGAGGUGUCAAGUUCACGCACUUGUCACUGUGGACGUGCGCAAGGCCUUCGAUACCUUACUUCAUGACGCUAUCCUCUCCCCCCUCGAAGACACCGGCUGUGGAUCCCGACUCUACUGUUACGUUUCUUCUUUUCUCCGCUCUCGACAAGCUCAGUUCCGACUCGGGACCACGUUGUCCCCGCCCAUCGCGCUCACCCGCGGAACACCUCAAGGUGAUGUGCUCUCUCCAACCCUCUUUAAUCUCGGGCUAGCCCCUCUCGCAAAAUCCUUGUCGGAGAUUCCGCACCUACAGUCAAUUCUCUAUGCUGAUGAUAUAACCCUUUGGUGUACUCACGGCUCACCGGGGGAGGUGGAAUUCACAUUACAAUCCGGCCUCAACCUCAUUUCCGAAUUCCUUUCCCGCUCUGGUAUGCAAGCAGCUCCAGAGAAAUCUGAGCUGCUGCUCCUUUCCGCUACAAAGUACCAACGGUCAGUAAACCCCCUCCUUAAUCUCACUCUCCCCGGUACUCCCAUCCCCCGCACGUCAUCCUGCCGGGUUUUAGGCUUUCCCCUCCAAGACCACUCUUUCAGCCGCGCAAUACAGUCCACGAUCACCACCUGCCACCAAGUAACUCACUUAGUCCGACGAGUGGUCAGGCGGCGCGGUGGUCUCGACGAAUGCAGAGCCAAUCAACUUGUAACAGCUUUUGCCUUGAACAAAAUCCUUUAUUCCCUGCCAUACUGCACACUUACGCAGACGCAAAUGCAUCGCAUUCAAUCGGCUUUAAACACUCUCUAUAAAGCUGCCCUACAUCUUCCGACACACGCAUCCACAGCCAAACUAUACGCAACAGGCUUAUUUCUUCCCCUUGCAGAGCUCUUGUGCCUCCAUAGGGAUCGACAACUUGGCCGCCUAUCCAGCUCUGCGCAGGGUCAUUGGCUACUGCAGCGGGCUGGCAUCCGGCCCAUUGACUUUCCUCUGUACACUCCUCAACGACCUCUUCCCAGCAAUCUCCGCUGUGCCCCUAUUCCCUCUAAUAUGACCCCACAUCUUCAUGAGGGACGACGACAAGCCCGCGCUCACUUCCACGACCCUUUUCCACCGGACACUUUCACAUGCUACGUCGACGCAGCGUAUUACCAAACUCAUGGCUCCACUGCUUGUGUGACAAUGCCGACCCCCCUUGGCAUUCCCAUCACUUCCACCGCUGGCCCCUUCUCACUUCCUACUUCUUCUCUAUCCCUUGAAUUGGCCGCGAUCGUUCACGCAACGCACGAACUAACCCUUCUUCCUCCCUCUCCUCGGUAUCGCAUUUGCUCGGACUCCAUGGCGGCAAUCAGGGCUCUUCGCGACAACAGACUUCCCGAUAAUCUUCAUGACGACCUUUCUGACGCUCUCUCCCUUCUCUCCCCUGCUUUGGUCACUGUGGUGUGGGUGCCAGGUCAUGCGGGGAUUAUCGGCAAUAAGCUCGCUCAUGAGCUUGCCCGCGAGAUUAAUAGCCGGGCGCCGACGAUCCCCUGGCCUUGCCCGCCCAUAGCGGACGAGGCACACUUUUAUAAGAAAACUCUGAAGCAGCACUACAAACACCUCCGGCAUUCAUUGCAGACGCUUCCGCCACCACACCCUCGUCUCUCCACUGCCCAAGUACGCACCCUCAGGGCCAUCCAGCUCAACACCUUGAUCACUCCAGCACGCCUAUACCUUUAUCGUUACCGCUCAGACCCCUCAUGUCCCAACUGCCCCUCUACGUACGCAAAUGUAGAGCACAUCCUUUUCUCUUGCCCGGCAGCCCUACAAUCCCCUCACUACCCUAACCCCCCACCUCCCCACUGGCGGGUGUGGUUGGCGUCGGCGGCCUUCGCCGACCAGCUGGCCAUGGUCCUCCUGGCGGAGGAAUAUCUAUAGGUCUUAGUCUGACCUCGAAUAAAGUCUU